Messenger RNA from Funneliformis geosporum, 1410 nucleotides. The record is from the annotation of a GenBank genome assembly. NCBI's taxonomy places the organism in Eukaryota, Fungi, Glomeromycota, Glomeromycetes, Glomerales, Glomeraceae.
AUGGCCUAUUAUAUUUAUAGGAGCGUUUUACCAUCUCGCCUCGUUACCCGUCAAGUCAUGUUCCUUCAGCCACAAAAAUUUGCGUUAAGGAAUUCAAACCCUGUUCUAUUUCAAUCGUCGCUUUCGAGAUCUUACACAAACUCUAUUAAAUCCCCUCCUCCUAACACACCUUCCGAAGAGUCUACUUCGUCCUCAAACCUAAAUAAAUACCUGGGUAGAAUCGGAAAAGGCUAUGCAAAACGGCUUCCGACUGCUAUUUUGGCGAAAAUAAUUGUAACUGUCCUUGUUGGUUCUAUAUCAGUGGACCUUCUGUAUGCUUGGUACCGAAAUAGAUGUAACGAACGUCUUCUCAACAAAACAGUGGAAAAAGGUACUCGACCUGAUAUUGGAAUUUCAAGUGACAAGUUUGUUCCACGACCUGAAAUUGUAAAACGCCUUAAGGAAAUUCUUCAGCCUUAUGAAGAUCAAUCAUCUUAUUACAUGGUUUGUGGUGAACAUGGAACCGGGAAAACCACACUGACCAGGAUUGCAUCGAGCGAAGUUGGGAAUGGUGUUAUAUAUGUUGACAUUCCUCCUGAUUUCGAAGUCUUGGGUGAGACUUUUGGAAAAGCUAUUAAUUUUGCAUUUGAAGAAAAGAUUUCUAUCACAGAACAACUGGGACGAAAAAUCUUGGGUAUAACUAAAGACAAGCCUGAGAUUUCUGAAUGGAAGAGAGCUAUGAGAGCCUUCAAGCGUGCUUCUACUGUGUAUAAAGCAAAGUAUGGUAAACCUCCUGUCAUUGUUUAUGACAAUGUUAGUCGAUUGGUUCAUAAGAACCCGGAAAUCCUCGAUAUUCUCCAGGACGAUGCAAAGGAUAAUGCCGAUGACCGAAAGUACAUUGCUGUAUUUGUCAGCAGUGAAGGUUCGGUGCCUAGAAGAAUGGAAUCUCGUAGUUCCUGGUCACGUGCAGAUAAACCAGUGAUGGAAAUCGGUGAUCUUAGUAAAGAAGAAUCUAUAAAUUAUCUAGUUGACAAGCGUAAGAUAAAAAAGGAAGAAGCAAUAAGAUUAUAUGAGUUGGUUGGUGGUCGUAUUGUUGAUCUAAAAUCUGUAGCGGAUAAAUCUCUGGCCAAACAACCCUUUGAAGUCAUUAAACAGUCGAUUUUAGGUGAAGUUGAAAAGAAAUUCAACACUGCACAACUCCUCCGAAAGCAGUUGCAUCAUGAAGUAGGAAAGAAAGCGAUCAAAGCUUUAUUUGACUCUAAAGAGUUGGGCUUUACAACAUUUAUGGAAUUUUUCAAUGAUUAUGAAGAAGCCAGCAAAGUAUUGGAAACUAAUAUAUUCGCGUACCAUCCGGAAAAAAAUACUGUUAGCUUUCAGUCUCAAUCAGUAGAAUGUUAUAUUCGGGAAAAGGCAGACAUAUUCAUUAAAUAG